CCCGAGGGCUUUGAGCGAAGGACCCAGUGGUGUGAGUGUUCUGCACAUGAGUUGUGGCACCUCUGGCUUGUCGUGGUAACGGUGUAUGAAACUAGUAGGGAAACCAAUAUCCUUAGCUAGAGCACUGAACAUAAAACGACGCAGUUUUUUUGGCCAGGCAGUGCUCUCUGCGGCAGAGAUGGGGAGAAGAAAUAGAAACCGACAGAAAAAUCAACAGGACAGAGACGGGAAAAGUGGUGGAAAAGACAGAGACAGUGCUGCUUGGGGUGCCGGCUACUCGGAGAUAAUCAAGGAAAACAAACUCUUUGAACACUACUACCAAGAGCAGAAGAUCGUCCCCGAGGGAGAGUUUCAGCAGUUUAUGGACACGAUGCGGGAGCCCCUCCCAGCGACUAUUAGAAUAACAGGUUAUAAAAGCCAUGCUAAGGAAAUCCUCCAUUGCUUAAAGGAGAAGUACUUCAAAGACAUCCAGGACCUUGAGAUCGAUGGGCAGAGAAUCGAAGCCCCUCAGCCUUUAAGCUGGUACCCGGAUGAGCUGGCAUGGCACACCAACAUGAGCAGGAAGAUCAUCCGCAAGUCACCCCUUCUGGAAAAAUUCCACCAGUUCCUGGUUAGCGAAACGGAAUCGGGAAAUAUCAGCCGGCAGGAAGCUGUCAGCAUGAUUCCCCCCCUGCUCCUGAAAAUCGAGCCCCACCAUAAGAUCCUGGACAUGUGUGCUGCCCCAGGCUCUAAGACUGCUCAGCUCAUCGAGAUGCUGCACUCCGACAUGAACGUCCCGUUUCCCGAGGGAUUUGUCAUUGCCAACGACGUGGACAACAAACGCUGUUACCUGCUGGUGCACCAGGCCAAGAGGCUGAACAGCCCCUGCGUCAUGGUGAUCAACCACGACGCCUCCAGCAUCCCCCGUUUCCAGGUGGACAGCGACGGCAGGAAGGAAGUCUUGUUCUAUGAUCGGAUCCUCUGCGACGUCCCGUGCAGUGGUGAUGGAACGAUGAGGAAGAAUAUUGACGUGUGGAAGAAGUGGACGACGAGCAACAGCCUGCAGCUGCAUGGCCUGCAGCUCAGGAUAGCAGUCCGUGGCGUGGAGCAGCUGGCCGUCGGGGGCAGAAUGGUGUACUCCACCUGCUCCCUCAACCCAAUCGAGGAUGAGGCUGUCAUCGCCGCCCUGCUGGAGAAGAGCGAAGGAGCCUUAGAGCUUGCAGAUGCUUCUGCCGACCUUCUGGGCUUGAAGUGGAUGCCUGGAAUGACGUCAUGGAAGCUGAUGACUAAGACCGGGGAGUGGUACACCAGCUGGUCCGAGGUUCCGUCCAGCCGACACACGCAGAUCCGGCCCACGAUGUUCCCGCCCACAGACCCGGAGAAGCUCAAGGAGAUGAAACUUGAGAGAUGUAUGAGGAUCCUGCCGCACCAUCAGGACACAGGUGGCUUCUUCGUGGCGGUGCUGGUGAAGAAGGCUCCGAUGCCAUGGAACCGCCAGUACCCCAAGAUCCGCCACAAAGAGGCAGACGUGGCUCCCUCUGCCAACACACCCCCUGCAGACCCACCCCCGGCUGAGGAACUGGCCCCAGAGAGCCAACCCGCAGACCCGGAGCCCGAAGGGCGCCCCCUGGAGGUCGCGGUGAAGAAGGACGGAGUGUGUGGCCCCCCCCCUUCGAAGAAGAUGAAGCUGUUUGGCUUUAAAGAAGACCCGUUCGUGUUCCUGUCUGAGGACGACCCGGUGUUUGCUCCCAUCCAGGCCUUCUACAACCUGUCCCCCACGUUCCCGAAGCUCAACGUGCUCACCAGGACCCAUGAGGGCAAGAAGAGGAACCUGUACAUGGUCUCAAAAGAGCUACGAAAUGUGCUGCUCAACAACAGUGAGAAGAUGAAGGUGAUUAACACGGGGGUGAAGGUGUGGUCCCGGAAUAACGACGGUGAGGAGUUCGGCUGUGCCUUCCGGCUGGCCCAGGAGGGCAUCUACACGCUGUUCCCGUACAUUGGGGCGAGGGUGGUGGACAUCAGUGUGGAGGACAUCAAGGUCCUGCUGACCCAGGAGAACCCCUUCUUGAGCAAGCUGGAGAGCGAGGCUCAAGCUCAGGCCAAGAAGCUCACCAUGGGCAGCAUCGUCCUGAGAUAUCAGCCUGAUGCACAAAAUCCUGGGGUCCCGCAGUGUCCCAUCGAACUGUGUGGCUGGCGGGGCAAAGCCUCCAUCCGCGCCUUCGUGCCCAAAAAUGAGCGGUUUCACUAUCUGCGCAUGGUGGGCGUGGAGAUGUUCCUGGGCAAGCAGGGCAAGGGGGCCAGGGGCAGUGGCGAGGCAGGGGAGAGCCCCACCCCUCCUGCCGAGGAGGCGAGGAAGGUGAAAGCGGAGGAGGAGGGCGAGGCCAAGGUGGACGAAGUCUCGGAUGGGGAGAAUGGCGACCCCCAUGACGACGGGCAAUCCGGAGACACGGAGGCAGCCAUGCAAUCCUGAGAGGGGUGGGGCUUCAGAGGGGGCGUGGCAUGAGCCAUAAGCAGCCAAUCAGAGAGACUUAUGGGGAAGUUAGCCUUUUAUAUCAGGUGAGCUGGUACAUGCUGUCACAAGGUCCAACAGGCAGAACCAGCUCCUUGCAGAAAUGUGUUUUAAUUUCAGUUAAGCUGUCAGUCCCCUUCACUGAAGGCAUUUUAGUUUCUAAACACUCUGCUUGUUAGUGGCCUUCCUUGCUUCGUUAUGUGAGGCUUAAAGGGGCAGCCCCCCCUGGAGGAGGGCAUACCAACCGGCCCCCAUUUGCUCUCCCUCAGGCUUUAGGGAGGCACCCUUUAAAUGGUUUUUAUUUUUUGUCAUUGCUUUGCAGUAUUUGUAAUUCAAACCUUUUUUAAAUGUCAAAAUUUGAGGCAAAAUUUAUUAAUUUACUGAGCUGUGUACAAAUGGUUCUAGUUAAAAACAUUACCAAUAAAUAUUAAGUUUAAUUUCCCAUA
Molecule: messenger RNA, 2934 nt
Organism: Paramormyrops kingsleyae
Lineage: Eukaryota; Metazoa; Chordata; Actinopteri; Osteoglossiformes; Mormyridae
Gene: nsun2
Product: NOP2/Sun RNA methyltransferase 2
Biological process (GO): tRNA methylation
Cellular component (GO): nucleus; cytoplasm
Molecular function (GO): tRNA binding; tRNA (cytidine-N5)-methyltransferase activity
Source: RefSeq, a predicted model, not a curated record